This is a messenger RNA of Pestalotiopsis fici W106-1, 2646 nucleotides long. RefSeq lists its product as uncharacterized. Lineage: Eukaryota; Fungi; Ascomycota; Sordariomycetes; Amphisphaeriales; Sporocadaceae. The transcript has 5 exons. The record is from RefSeq and is a predicted model, not a curated record. The coding region runs from base 1 to 2646 and encodes 881 amino acids.
AUGCCUAGCUUCGGAGAAAUCGGUAACAAAUGGAUUGCACCGUCCAACCCGACGCCUGCCAAACGGGCAUCUAGCCCCCCUUUAGUAGCAUCUCCCUAUCGUACCGCCGCCGCUACUUCAUCAGUUCCUCUUAGGGGGGCCGCCAGUGUCGUAUCCACCGAUCGGAGCAGCGUUUUCGACCAUGUUUCUACCAUAUCAACCGCUCCUUCGUUGGGUCCCGAUCCGUUGAGCGAGGGAGGCAAUAUUCUUCCCUGUGAGUUUGUAGGGUAUACUGGAUGUAAUCGUACGUUUCAACUUGACGAUACUGACCGGUGGAUCAACCAUAUCAUAAUUGAUCAUCUUGAGUACCGGCUACCGAGCAGAUGUGCUUGCUGGUACUGUGAUGACCACGUCUUUGAUGCCUUCCAAAAUCGCCCGGACGACCACGUCUCUAAUGCCACCCAAAAUCGCCUGGACGUAGCGACCAACUUUGGCGUUCGUCUCCGUCAUAUUCGCAAUCACAUUCUUUAUGACGGGUAUGGCAUUUCCCAAAUCAGGCCCGAUUACGCCUUUCUCGCACAUAUCAAGAAACUUGGUCUAGUUAGCCAGGCGGUCUUUGAUGAGGCUCUAUCCUGGAUACCAGAUCCUGAUUCUGGUAUAGCAGAUAUGUAUAAUCACGAUUGUGUGCCCCAUGGGCGCCACUACCAGUACGAAGAGAGCCCAGAGAUCGUCACCGCAAGAAGACCUAGAGGAAGAAGGCUACGUAAAAACCAAGAACGCAAAGCAAACCGGGAAGCUCGAGAAGAUGGGAGUCGAGGACGAGGAUGGGAAUGGGGACAGAUUCCGUCCCAAGGCGUCAGUAUGACAGAAGGAAAGCGCCCCGACUCCCUUUUACAUGCAUCAUCUCCUACGACAAAACCAGAUGACCAACCGACGCUCAAUCGGAGUAUCCAAGAGACACCUCAGCCUCAUCUGUCACUUUCAUACCGUGAACUUUCGGCAGGUGCUGAAACAGACAUUGGCAAUUCUGAAGAAAUCGACCUUGUUGCUGAGAACUCGGCGCAUCAGAGAGAAGUGAUGGCAGAAAGUUCCGAGCCGAAAAUAGAAGAGUCUGAAGGUGUGGGUCUACAUAUUCCGUCAAGCACGAAUGGCAUGGGUGAGUUUCUCGACCUCGAAAAGUAUUACCGUCAGGAAUCUGGCAGACUUCCACUCAUUGAAUCGACCCAACCCCUUGUUUCUAGGGAUAUUUCCACAUCUGUUUCAUCCAGGAACUCCCAGGAAAGCGAUGCCCCAUACUCACCCUCGUACACUAGGCAGAUGGGCAUUGUGAGGAUUCGUAUUGAGCAGCUCUCUCUCUUUGACCACUGUAUUGCAGAUGCAAAGUCAGACGGGAAUUUGGACAGCCAAGCCGAUGUCACUGAAAAUGAACACAACGAAGGGGUCACAGAAAUCGAGUCUGGUACUGCUGAACAUCAAGAGAGUGGUGAAUCUUCGUCCAGUUCUCCGGGAGAACCGCGCUCGUCCUUUCAGAGAUCGAAUAGAAAUAAAGAACAUCGGAGUGGAGAGAAUUCGGACGGAGAGCAGGGCGAGCAGAGGAGAUUCCCGGUUCAGAAGCGACGAAAGACAAAUUGCCAGGAGCAACUGAUGCGGUUCGCAUGUCCAUAUCAGACGUUUGACGCGUUCCAGGAUUGUUUGAAACCAGGCCCACGAAAUCCCAGAGGCGGCUGUACAGGAAUCAAUCGACUCAAGCAACACUUGACCCGGCGCCACAUGAAGUCCUAUCGGUGCCAGAGGUGCUGGGGGUCAUUCGACUCUCGACGCAAAGUUCAAGAACAUGAAGCGCAGUUGAUGCAGUGCAGUUCCAGAGAGGUGCCUCAGAAUGAAAGAUUCAUGAGUCUAGAGCAGGAGGGAGCAGUUGACGCCGCAUGCCGUUCUGCUUCCGACGAUGAAGCAUGGUGGAAUCUGUUUCGACUUUUGAUCCCGGGUAUGCAAGGCCAAGACAUCAAAUCGUUGAGUCCUCCAUACCAGCCAUACUACAUCCAUCGACAGUCAAGUUUCGUUAUCCCCUCUGUGACGUUGUCAAAUAUCUCUUUCGAACCUGUGUUGCAAGCAGCUUCGAAUGGAGAAGAUGCAAUACUCAAUACAUCUACCAUUCCGGAUGUCUUCACGCAGGGAAGCUUCAACUUUGACAUACCAAGUACACCGUUCGCAAUCCAGCCAAUGUCUUCACAGACUAUAUCCAUGCCACUUUUAGAGGUUCUCGAUAGGGAUGCCAGCGACAACGACUACUCCGCUUUCCUCAGUAAUACUGGGACAAGUAGCUCUAUCCAAUGCAAUUCCAAUCUUGAUUCAUCCUCCUCUAGCAACAAUUUCCCGCCUUCACUAACACCUGCCCCCGAGUCUGAAGCUUCGGGCUUGAUGGAAUCAUCGAUGAACAAUCCGGUGCAUCUGCGGAGAAAUCACGAGCGCCUCCGGGAACGGAACCGCCAGAGCGAAGCAAAUAAUGCCGAGCUUCGCAGAACGAUACACGAGACGCUGGAGGAGCUGAAUCAUGCCGAUACUCUUGUCGAAGACUUACUCAGCUCUGAGGACAUAUCACAUUUCUUGUAUGACAAGCUUGAUAGCUUAUCAUCCAUACUGCGCUCGGCAAAAGAAAAGCUUCAAUGA